CUCCACCAACUGUCACUUCACUUGCCCCGUGGAGGGAGAAGGGGGAGGGGGGGAGUGCCUCCAACGGUCAGUCCUGCGCGUCCCCCGCGCAGGUGCGCUGCUCCUUCGACCUUUGGUCGCGCGCUUAGUGGCGGCGGCGUGCGCUAGGAGGAAGCGUUGUUGCGACGGCAACCGCGUCUACAGGGACGGGAGGGCCUCGAGUGAGGGGCCCAUCGAGUCAGAACGUGGCUGGCGCGCGGCCCGCGAUGUUCGCGGGCGGUUGGCGAGCAGUCGCUCCCCUCGCUACGUACUCCGAGACCGCGGGCAGCGGGCGGGCAAGGUUGGAGCCGUCCCCGGAGAGGGGCGCAGGAGGGUGCGGUCCGGAAGAUCCGAUCUGCCGGGGCAUAUUUCAGGUCGAGAAAAGAAGCUGCGACGUCGUGUUGACAUCGAGCAGAUUGAUAUGGACGCCGAUUGAGCCGGAGAGCCCGGCAGAUGACGAUAAGGUGGUUUCCCGAAAUAAGACGGAAUUUGUGGAGCUGAAAGAAGUAUUUGGUGUAAAGAUGAAACGUCGACGAUCUGCAAGGCAACAAACGGGAGGAACCUUGUUAGGAAUCGCCAUCUUUGAGUGUAUUAAAAAAGGACAAAAUAAGCUCAAAAGUCGUGCGAUUCACCUAAGCAAUUUAAGUGAAGAUUACUGCAAUGUUUGGUUUAAAUAUCUGAAAGAUAUUCUGAAUGUUACAGAGCAUGAAGGACAUGCUUUUUCAGUUCUCAAGGAAUGUGAUAUUCAAGAAUUUGAUGGUCUUGUGUGUGUGGGUGGUGAUGGGACUGCAAGUGAAUUGGCCCAUGGUUUACUCCUCCGAGCCCAGAUUGAUGCUGGGAGGGACAUCGAUUCCAACUUCACGCCUGUCAGAGCACCACUUCCUCUCGGCAUAAUACCAGCAGGUUCCACAAAUAUCUUGGCAUUUUCUGUGCAUGGAAUUAAACAUCCAGGUACAGCAGCAAUGCAUAUCAUUAUGGGUAACUUCCAAGAAGUGGAUGUUUGCACCUUUAGCAGUCAUAACAGGCUACUUCAAUUCGGUUUCUCAGCUAUGUUUGGCUUUGGUGGAAGAACCCUGGCCUUAGCCGAAAAGCAUCGUUGGAUGCCUUCCAGCCAGCGGAAAGAGUUUGCUGUUAUCAAAACACUGACAAAUCUUAAGCCUGAAAAUUGUGAACUAUCCUUUCUACUAUCAGAAAAUGUUCAUGUGGUAGCUCAGAAAGGCGAAAGAAAUGAAGAUGAAAUGAAUGCUAUUGAACAACGUAAUGAUGAAGAUAAAUGGCAAACCAUACAGGGACAUUUCCUCAAUAUUAGCAUCAUGGCUAUUCCAUGUCUUUGUUCUAUGGCACCAAGAGGCCUAGCACCUCAUACCAGUUUGGAUAAUGGAAGCAUGUCACUUAUUGCUGUCCAAAAUUGUUCGAGAGCAGAUUUCAUAAAACACCUGAAACGAUAUGGUAACUUAAAGAACCAGUUUGAUUUCCCCUUUGUGCAGACUUAUACAGUCCAGGAAGUUAAAAUCCUUACAGAAACCAAACACAGAUGGACAGACAUAACUUCAGACGAAAAUGCUGAUUCUCAUUCAUAUCACUCCUCUGUGAAUUCUCUGAAAGAAAACUGUCCAUGGAAUGUUGAUGGCAACUUGAUGGAGGGAACUUCAGAAGUUCAUAUAAAGAUCCACUCACAACUAAUUACUCUGUAUGGAAGGAAUAUUGAAGAAUGUGAUGAUGUUACAGUAAAGUGCAGCUGCCUAUAGUGACAAAAGUACCAAAGGUUUCCCAGAGUGGUUUGGUUGUCACUGAACUUUUGUGAGGAGAUGAAGCAGAAUUAUUUUCAGACCAUAGCCACAGUGAAUCUCUGUGCGAUUGUGCUUUUUUUAAAUCAAAUGUCUACUUUUAGUUAAUUUCUGUAUUUGCAUAACAUACUUGUGUAUAAAUUUUAUAGUUGACAUUUUGUUUUCUGAGAAGUGUACUUUUAUGAAUGUUAUAUAUUGCUUACCAAUUUCUGUAAUGUUAAAGAAAGAUUUCCUGUUAAUGGUGUUCAUUUAAUGUCUAAAUUGGUGAUAUUUAUGUCGCCCACAGUGAAAUUCUGAUGGUGUAUUGUUCAAAUGUUUCAUUCUACAAUCAAAAGAAUGAGGAUAUGGGUAUAACCUGUUGGUUAUUUCUCAUUCUGCAAAUAACAGGAAUAUUACAGUAAGAAACCAGUAGAAUUUAACAUAGGAAUUUCUAAAACAGUAAAAUCACUUCAUGGCUAAUUGUGAAAGUACUAUCAAAGGUAAUGCGUGGAAAUUAAGUAAUAUAUUUUAUAGAACACAUCCUGUUUUGAAGUCAAGAAAAUGAAG
Molecule: messenger RNA, 2351 nt
Organism: Rhincodon typus (whale shark)
Lineage: Eukaryota; Metazoa; Chordata; Chondrichthyes; Orectolobiformes; Rhincodontidae
Gene: cerkl
Product: ceramide kinase-like
Exons: 12
Coding region: 246-1766 (506 amino acids)
Molecular function (GO): kinase activity
Source: RefSeq, a predicted model, not a curated record